Messenger RNA from Petromyzon marinus (sea lamprey), 6175 nucleotides. RefSeq names its product protein transport protein Sec24A-like. The record is from RefSeq and is a predicted model, not a curated record. Gene Ontology annotation, biological process: endoplasmic reticulum to Golgi vesicle-mediated transport; COPII-coated vesicle cargo loading; intracellular protein transport. Gene Ontology annotation, cellular component: COPII vesicle coat; endoplasmic reticulum exit site. Gene Ontology annotation, molecular function: zinc ion binding; SNARE binding. Lineage: Eukaryota; Metazoa; Chordata; Hyperoartia; Petromyzontiformes; Petromyzontidae.
CCACCCACUCAGCAGCAGCAGCAGCAUCAGCAGCAGCAGGUGCCACCUCCACCCACGCAGCAGCAGCAUCAGCAGCAGCUGCCGCCUCCACCCACUCAACAACAGCAGCAGCAGCAACAUCAGCUGGGUCCUGCAUCUCUUCAGUCGUCUUCAUACCAUCCGCCUCCACAUGGACAGGCCCAGAUGUCUCGCGGUCCAGAUGCUGGUUUGCUCCGCGGUUACCAAAGUCUGGCGCAUGACGUUUCUCCCGGCCUCGCUGGGGACAACGACUCAGAUGGUGACUCCGCGUCCAGCCUCAGCAACUACGACUGCGUGGAGGGCGGAGGCAUCAUCGGGGACACAGCCUCUCAUGGUCUUCUCGCACAUAAUGCGGCACCAAAUUCCCCUACGGGACCUCCCAUGGGCGGAGGUGGUGGUGGUGGCUUCGGACCGCAGGGCUACCCGCACGCUACGCCGAAAGCCCCCUUCCACAACGCGGCCAUGUCCGGCUAUCCUCCGCAGUACCCACAGACUGCUUUUGGACCCAACCAACUGUCCUCCUCAAUGGGGGGGUUGUCGGUCCAACCUGAGAGCUUGCGACCAGUCAACUUGCUUCAAGAGAGGAACAUCCUUCCCCCAACGCCGGUGGAACCUCCCAAGCCCAACCUCCACCCCGACAUGCAGCAGCGCAACUGCCAUCCUGACAUCUUCCGCUGCACGCUGACCAACAUACCACAGACGCCAAGCCUAUUGAGCAAGGCCAAGCUUCCGCUGGGUCUCCUGCUGCACCCCUUCAAGGACCUGCAGCAGCUGCCGGUGAUUACCGCGAGUACCAUCGUGCGCUGCCGCGCUUGCCGUACUUACAUCAACCCCUUCGUCACCUUCAUCGACCAGCGCCGCUGGAAGUGCAACCUGUGCUUCCGCGUCAACGAAGUUCCGGACGACUUCAUGUACAACCCACUGACGCGCUCGUACGGCGAACCCCAGAAGCGGCCCGAAAUCCGCAACGCCACAAUUGAGUUCAUCGCUCCCUCUGAGUACAUGGUGCGGCCGCCCCAGCCGGCCGUCUACAUCUUCCUGCUGGACGUGUCCUUCCAUGCCGUCGAGUGCGGAUACCUGCCCGUCGUGUGCAAUAGUAUCCUGGAGCACCUGGACAGGUUACCGGGCGACAGCCGCACAAAGGUGGGCAUCGUGACGUUUGACAGCGCGAUCCACUUCUACAGCCUGCAGGAGGGGCAGGCACGGCCACAGAUGGUGGUGGUCACUGACAUCGACGAUGUGUUCAUCCCAAGCCCCGAAGGCCUCCUUGUGAACCUGCAGGAAAGCAAAGAGCUGUUCCGCGAGCUUCUGCAGUCUCUGCCGACCGUGUUCCCGAGUGGGGCAGAGCGCGAGACACAGAGCGCCCUGGGGCCCGCGCUGCAGGCCGCUCACAGCCUGCUGGGAGCGACCGGAGGCCGAGUCACCGUCUUCCAGAGCCAGCUCCCCUCAGUGGGGCCCGGCGCCCUCAAGCCACGCGAGGUCGGGGCCAAGGGCACCGAGGGCCUCUCUCCAGUCACCGAUUUCUACAAGAAGCUGGCGCUGGACUGCUCGGCGCAGCAGACGGCCGUUGAUCUCUUCCUGCUCAGCAGCCAGUACGCCGACCUGGCUACGCUGUCUUGCAUAUCGCGGUUCUCUUCGGGCGCCGUCUAUUACUACCCGUCCCCGCAUCCCGUCCACGCGCCAGCACAGCUGGAACGACUGCGGAGCGACCUGCAGCGCUACCUCACCCGCAAAAUCGGCUUCGAGGCCGUUAUGAGGAUUCGCUGCACCAAGGGCCUCUCCAUCCACACGUUCCACGGGAACUUCUUCGUGCGCUCCACGGACCUCCUCUCCCUUCCCAACGUCAACCCGGACGCCGGCUUCGCCGUGCAGGUCUCCAUCGAGGAAGCGCUCGGCGACGCCGCCACCGUCUCCUUCCAGGCGGCGCUGCUCUACACGUCCAGCAAGGGCGAGCGGCGGAUCCGCGUGCACACGCUGUGCCUGCCCGUGGUCACGACGCUCGUCGACAUUUACGCCGGCGCCGACGUGCAGGCCGUCACGGCGCUCCUCGCCAAGAUGGCGGUGGACCGCACGCUCUCGUCGAGCCUGAGCGACGCACGUGACGCCCUGGUGAACGCCGCCGUGGACUUCCUGGCUGCGUACCGGGGCUCGGGCGGCGGCCCUGCGCAGUCUGGGCUCACGGCGCCACACGGCCUGCGGCUGCUGCCGCUCUACGCGCUGGCGCUGCUGAAGCAGAAAGCGUUUGGCUCGGGAAAGAGCGUGCGCCUGGAUGAACGAGCGUUUGCCAUGUGUGAGAUGAAACACCAGCCGCUGGGCCAGCUCAUGCUCGCUGUGCACCCCAGCCUCUACCGCGUCGACAACCUCACGGAAAAGGGCGGGGUGAUGGAGGGCGACGUGCUGGUGCCCCAACCGCCGGUGCUGCAGUUGUCUGCCGAGCGUCUGUCUGGGGACGGAGCCUUCCUGCUCGACUCGGGCACCGUACUGCAGCUGUGGGUGGGCAGGGGCGUCGGGUUGGCUUUCCUGCACGAGGUGCUGGGUGUGCAGAACGUCGCAGCCAUCCAGACUAACACGCAAUGGUCCCUGCCGGAGCUGCCCAACGCGGCAUCGGAGCGCGUGCGCGCCUUCGUGUCGUGGCUACGGCGCCACCGGGCCUUCCCCCCGCCACUGCAGAUCAUUCGUGACGACGGUGCGAGCCGCUCGGCCUUCGUGCAGAGCCUGGUGGAGGACCGCACGGAGUCCGCCAUGUCCUACUACGAGCUCCUGCUGCAUGUUCAGCAGCAGGUCUGCAAGUGAGGGCCCCCGCCGGCAACGGCACAGCGCUCCGCGCUCCCCCACCGUGGCACCGCCGCUCCGAUCUCCCCGACCGCCCCCUCCCCCGCCCUUCUCGCUCCCACACGCGGUCCUGCGGCGGUGCGGGGCUCGCGACGACCGAGCGGCGCCCUGCACGUCUCCGUGCCUCGCGGGAGGAGGGCACCACGGAGCGGGUGGCCAGGAUUCGUGGAGGUCACCGGGUCACCGGGUCCACCGCCCACAGACUCAGUCGGGCCCCGCUCGCCUCUCACUGGUCCAGUUGAAAAGUGCAGUAAAUUAGCACUUUAUAUUGAAUAAGCAAAAAUUACAAACGAGUGAACAAAUGGACUAAUUAACCAGUAACUGGCAUGCGUGAUUCGCGGAAGAAAUUUGUAAAUAAGGCGCCGCCUUCAGUGGAGUCUGUGCCGAAUUGGGGGGGGGGGGCCAGCCCUGUUGCUGUGUCGAGCGAGGUCGCUCUCCUGCGUGUGCCCAAGAGGAGGUGCGGAUGUGCUACGGUGUGUUUCGGUGUGCGGAUGUUGUUGGUUUUUCUUAUCUCACCACCGGGUGGUACCGUCGCUUGACCGGUUCCUCGCAAGGUGAGGAGGAGGAGGCUGGUUAUGCGAGUGUGUGAAAUUUCAUUUUUGCGAAUCGCCCGCCUUCCGGUUUGUUAAUCUCGACGCUUUAAAAUGCUUCGUAAAUAUGUUUUCAGAGCGUAAGGGGGGGUGGAAGUUUAGAUGAUGACGACGAUGAUGAUAUAUUCCACGUGCCUGUGUAACUGCGGGACGGCAGUAGAGAGAUCGGGCAGUAGCUGGGAGGGAGGUGCGGGGGCCCGACUGGUCGUGCGCGCACACCUGUGGUGCUUGACGAGUUCCGCGCAUCGCUGUGAUUAUCGGCGCAACUCUCGAGCCAGGCCAGCCGGGGCGAGGCAGGCUGUGGUGUGAGCGAGCAAGCGAGUGAGCGAUUAGCAGUGCAUGGGACACGAACUAGCGUGAGUUGCGUUACGAAUUAAUGUAGACUGUAUUUAUGCAAUCGAUUUACAAAUGAAGCUGAAACUCGAUCAGACGAGGGGCGCAGACGUGUACAAAUACACGUGUUGAUUAACCCGGUGCAAUUGGGUAAACUUGGAACACUUUGUAUCGGCCAAUCCUGCCGACGGCCGUGAGGAGUAAUCUCCGUGAUGUCGUGCAGCGGCGGACGGGCGAGCAAGCGAAGACUGUGCAAAAGGGAUGAGGGGCAGGGCUCGGCGAGGGGGCAGGCCACGGCUGGCGUCUCUGGUUUCCCAUGCAGCCGGUUCUCACGAAAGUUUUGCGAAAGGGACUCGAUGCGAACACAGAGUCCCGAAACCGCGCGAGUCCCGAACGAGGCCAAGGCAGCCACGUGUCCAUUCAUUCACAUCCUGCGAGUGCCUCUCAAGUAGUCACCUCCACCUUCUGUCACCACUGUGGUUUUUAUUUUAUAUAAAAUCGCUCGUGUGAAGCCCUCGGAACAUUAGUCUCGGUUGCAUCCGGAAGUGUUUCCUCGCCGCCCAGCAGCAAAAUGACGAACGUGCGGCAACUUUGGACUGCGCAGCAUAAGGUGGCUAAUCCGAGUAGAGCUCGGUGUUCCUAUCCAAUUGAAAUAAUGUGAAGUAAUUUCUUAAGGGCCAGUUUAAGCAUCCCCCCCCCAUCUGCAAAUCAACUCUAGAUUCCCAAAACUAAUUUCAUAAAGGAGAAAUAGCUGCUUGAAAAAAAAGAGGCAAUGUAAAGCAGAGAAAUGCACUUCCAAAAGCAACUUUAACUCAAGUGUCCUGAGGCUGUAACGCUCCUGUGUUGGGUUUCCACCACGUGGAGUCUAUGUAAAGAGAGACAAACACCGGAUGUGUGGAAACGAAUGUACGUAUGUAUCUUGAACUUCUUUCUCGUACGUAGCCAACCGUGCUAAUCGGAGGUGCGGGAUGACACUUGCGAAGGUAAAUUCAGCAGUGUGCGUCGGGAGAUCAUGUGAAGGCUGCUUCUUGUCGCAGCAUGAAUGGGAACAUGAAUGCGUCUUGAGGAUCGAUCGUGUUGUCCGGGCUACAGCGAAAUCCAUCCCUGGUUUGAGUGACGGUCAGAUCCAUCCUCCCCGAGUCGGGCGCUCCCUGAGCCGUUCCCAUCGCUCGACCUGGUUUAUCUGUUCAGUCGUGGGGGGGGUGGUUGCCACUUUACUACAGUGGUGAGGUUGGCGGUCAGGGUGGGUGAUGAGAGACAGACGUGUGGCCCCGUGUAUGGACACGUGUGUUUCCUCUCGGCUUCCAUGAACUCUCACAGCUGACUGGCUUUGCGAUGCGACGGUCAGGAGAUUCUGGCGCUCGUCAUUGCCCCGGCGAUUGUGGUGCCACUGUGGGUCGGCGAUUGCCACACGGCCGCACCGAGUUCUUGGUCUCCAGCACUCCGUGGGGGAGGGGGGCAGUGUUGGGACCUCGAUCCCCGUGAGUCAUGCAUAGCAUGAUGCAUUUACCAAACUGGCCAUGCGUUACUGCAGUCAGUCGUUCGCAAAUGUAACAUUGGUAAACGUCAAUUUUACAUUUAAUCUCCAUACAUUGGGCGAGGGAGGCUCUUGCAGUUUCAGCAGGCCCGCCCCUGGAAUUUCUAAGAAGUUGGUGGUGGUUCAGAGCUCGAGGUUGAUGAGGCUGCAAGCUCUGCGCUGUUUUACAAUCUCGGGUGAUGCGGCAUGUGCAGGUAGAUUCAUUGACGAUUUAAAACUGAUCGCAACAUGUAAUGAAUUAGUACCCCCCAAGGUAGCAAACCUUGAGUAGCACUGAUGUACUAUUUAUAUGGCUCGUAAGGGUUAAAUAUGUGAUAACCCACCCACUUCCAAUGGUUAUCGAAAUUCACUGGUAUGUCCACGUAAACAAAUUGGAACCGCUAAAGUUAUACCACCACAAGUGUAACCCACAAGUGAAAUUGGUUUGGCCUCAUUUGACUAAUUGCCAUGUGAGACUUGAAAACCUGGGGUGGAGUUUGCAACCUCCUCUAGCUGAGGUCAUGAGCUGCCACUGCAAACAACGAAUGCACAAUCGUGCUUGGAACCCCUGGCCCUGAACUCCACCGCCAAUCCAGCUGCUGACCCAGGCAGCAGCGCGUGUCGAGACACCCCCCCCCCCCCCCAUCGCGCUGCGUGUUCAGUCACAGACUCGGGGACGAGCGAUGGUUGAGAGCGGACUGCAGUGGCUUCCCUUAUUAGUCUGCUGUCAUUCUCAGAUGGCGGUGGCUUUUUACGAUUCACGUACUGUUAAGAUAUUACUUUAUAAUAGAAGAGACGCAAACAAAGAGCGUGAUUUAAGAUUUACUAUGCUUCAAAUGUAUGAAUUAUUAAACAAGCUGCUUGUACGAUCUGCGGCCAUACCACA